AUGGUCUACUACUUUACCUCCAAGGCCGUGGAUCCGGCCGCCUUCAUCUACGUCGGCAAGGACAAGUUCGAGAAUGAGGAACUGAUCAAGUACGGCUGGGAGGAGGAUGUCUGGUUCUUCCACGCCGACAAGCUCUCCUCGGCCCACAUCUACCUCCGGCUCCCGGACCCCAAGGACGCCUCGGUCGAGAGCCCGAUGACCUGGGACGCCAUCCCCGAGCCCCUGCUCGUCGACCUCGCCCAGCUCACAAAGGCCAACUCCAUCGAGGGCAACAAGAAGGACAACGUCACCGUCAUCUACACCCCCUGGUCCAACCUCCGCAAGGACGGCAGCAUGGAGGUCGGCCAGGUCUCUUUCAAGGACCCGCGCAAGGUCAAGAAGAUCCUCGUCCCGCAGCGCGAGAACCCCAUCGUCAACCGCCUCAACAAGACGCGCGUCGAGCGCAAGCCCGACCUCCAGCAGGAGCGCGAGGACAGGCUCAAGGAGCUGCGCAAGAGGGACCAGGCUGCCUCGCUCGCAAGGAAACGAGAAGAGGCCCGCAUCGCCCAGGAGCGCAAGGAGAAGAAGUGGCAAAAGGAUCACGCCUACGACGACAUCUUCACCGAGGAGAACAUGGAGUCCACGAGCAACCAGAACCGCGACCCCGACUGGGAGGACGACUUUAUGUAG
Messenger RNA from Colletotrichum destructivum, 669 nucleotides. Its product is annotated as Putative NFACT, RNA-binding domain-containing protein. Bases 1 to 669 code for a protein of 222 amino acids. The record is from RefSeq and is a predicted model, not a curated record. The transcript has 4 exons. NCBI's taxonomy places the organism in Eukaryota, Fungi, Ascomycota, Sordariomycetes, Glomerellales, Glomerellaceae.